ACAAACACUGGAGUCUAACGCUGACUAAAGAAGAGAAGUUGACUCACAGCGCGUGACAAGAGAGAGACACUUUCAUCCAGUCGAAGCAGGUGUCCAUCAUGUCAUUGGAGGUGAAAGAGAAGACUCAGGUGCGUCUCGUCUUCCUGGGGGCAGCCGGGGUGGGCAAGACUGCCCUGAUACGCCGCUUCCUGCAGGACACAUUUGAGGUCAAACACCGGCGCACAGUGGAGGAGCUCCACAGCCGGGAGUACGACAUUGGCGGAGUCAAGAUCACCGUAGAGAUACUGGACACCAGCGGCAGUUACUCUUUCCCAGCCAUGCGCAAGCUCUCCAUCCAGAACAGUGACGCCUUCGCCCUGGUCUAUGCCGUGGAUGACCCAGAGUCACUGGAGACCCUGAAGAGCCUACGGGAUGAGAUCCUGGAAAUCAAGGCGGACAAGCACGCGCCCAUCGUGGUGGUUGGCAACAAGACUGACCGCGUGGUCGAGAGGCGGGUGUGCGGAGAUGACAUUAUGUCUGUGGUGGAGAUGGACUGGAACAACAGUUACUUGGAGGCCUCGGCCAAGGACAACAGCAAUGUGGUGGAGGUGUUCAAGGAACUCCUGCAGCAGGCCAACCUGCCCAGCCGCCUCAGCCCGGCUCUUCGCCGACGCAGGGAGACUUUCCCCAAACAUGCAGGCUUCAGGCCACCCAUGAACAAAACAAACAGCUGCAUUGUGUCCUAACGGCAGGGACAAAAGAGGACCUGUUCAAAAAGUGGGCGUCAAGUGUUGCCCUCUCCUCCAGGUUUCUUGACACUCACCUGAAGGACACCAGUGAAGUGAAUCAUGACUAUUAAGCAUUCAUUAUUCCUCCUUUGAUGUAGUGCUGGUUGGUUGGUGCCUACAUGCUGCCGUUAAGAUCAAUGUAACUCGUAAAAAACAUAAAUGUUCCUACUUAUCAGUAACAUUUUAUGAUGGUCAGUCUUUUUGUAAUGAUGCAUGAGCCAUUACCUUUUUGUGAAAAUCAAAAGUUGCUUUUGUAUAGAUUUUUUUUUUGUAAUCAUCUCACUGUGUUAUGAAUUGUUGUUUUACAUAUGUACAUAAAAAUGAAUGAACAUUUUUUGAGUCUUGAUUUUUUUUAAAAACUAUUGUCACUGUAAAGAAAAACAGGAGUUUUAGUGCAAA
This is a messenger RNA of Corythoichthys intestinalis (scribbled pipefish), 1166 nucleotides long. RefSeq names its product GTP-binding protein Rhes-like. The transcript has a single exon. The coding region runs from base 99 to 725 and encodes 208 amino acids. Gene Ontology annotation, molecular function: GTPase activity; GTP binding. The record is from RefSeq and is a predicted model, not a curated record. NCBI's taxonomy places the organism in Eukaryota, Metazoa, Chordata, Actinopteri, Syngnathiformes, Syngnathidae.